AUGAUAGACAGUGACAGCUCAUCCAUCAUGUCAGAGAUUGCUCGCCACUCAGGGCCAAAUCACCACCGACGCCCACAGGAUUACAGCCUCCUUCCGCCCACCCGCGAUGAGGACCUGCCGGGGGACCUGCAGUCGCUGUCGUGGCUCACCGCCGUGGACGUGCCCCGGCUGCAGCAGAUGGCCAACGUCCGCAUGGAGCUGGGCGGCCCCGCCGGGCCACAUCCGCACCCAGGUGCCUUGGCGAGGGCUGCUGACCUGCACAUGGCCCCCACCCCGGGCCCCGCGCUCCACGCCUCGUCCAGCAUGGCCCCGCGAGGCCUGCUGGGUCUCGGCCCCAUAGGCAGCCAUGGAGCCAGCCACCUGAGCCAGCUCCCAGCAGGGGGCCAGCCAGCCCCAAGCCUUCAGGACCCCCCAUCGCUGUACACGCCCGCCACGCAGCUCCCCUUCCCCCUUCCCACGGCGGCUCAGCAGUAUCAUCCCAUGGGCCUCUAUGGUUCCCCAUUUGCGGCCCGGCCUCCAUACCCCCAGACCCCCAUGGCAGCAAGUUCAUCUCCAGAACUGCACCCCAAACAUUACCCCAAGCCCAUCUACUCCUACAGCUGUCUGAUCGCUAUGGCCCUGAAGAGCAGCAAGACGGGCAGCCUGCCCGUGAGUGAGAUCUACAGCUUUAUGAAAGAGCACUUCCCCUACUUCAAGACCGCCCCGGACGGCUGGAAGAACUCGGUGCGGCACAACCUGUCCCUGAACAAGUGCUUCGAGAAGGUGGAGAGCAAGCUGAGCGGCUCCUCGCGCAAGGGCUGCCUGUGGGCCCUCAACCUGGCGCGCAUCGACAAGAUGGAGGAGGAGAUGCACAAGUGGAAGAGGAAGGACCUGGCGGCCAUCCACCGCAGCAUGGCCAACCCGGAGGAGCUGGACAAACUCAUCUCCGACCGGCCCGAAAACUGCCGGCGUCCUGGCAAAGCCGGGGAGCCCGAGGCCCCCGUGCUGACUCACGCCACCACGGUGGCCGUGGCCCGCAGCUGCCUGGCCGUCCCCCAGCUCCCACCCAGGACCCUGUCCCUCCACCAGCAGGUCCAGCAGCAGGCACAGCUGGCCCCAGACUCACCAGCGCCCGCCCAGACGCCGCCCCUGCAGGCCCUGGCAGCGCUGAGCCCUGGGCCUCUUCCCCAGCCCACCAUGGGCCGGGCUCCGGGGGACUUCCUCAACAUCAGCGCCGACAUGAGCACCGAAGUGGACGCCCUGGACCCCAGCAUCAUGGACUUUGCUCUGCAGGGGAACUUCUGGGAGGAGAUGAAGGACGAUGCUCUGGGGGCCUUUGGGGACUCCCCACUCGGCUGUGACCUGGGCCCCACAGCUCUGAUCCCCGGGCCUGGCUGCAGUGACCGUGCCUUCCCAGAUGUGCAGGUGACGGGCCUCUACGCCGCCUACUCCACUCCCAACGGCGCAAACCCCCCGGCGGCCCCCGCGGCCCCCCAGUACCUGGGCCCCGCAGGGAACAAACCCAUCGCCCUGCUCUGA
This is a messenger RNA of Dipodomys ordii (Ord's kangaroo rat), 1518 nucleotides long. RefSeq names its product forkhead box N4 (gene Foxn4). The transcript is spliced from 9 exons. Gene Ontology annotation, biological process: regulation of transcription by RNA polymerase II. Lineage: Eukaryota; Metazoa; Chordata; Mammalia; Rodentia; Heteromyidae. The record is from RefSeq and is a predicted model, not a curated record. Gene Ontology annotation, molecular function: transcription cis-regulatory region binding; DNA-binding transcription factor activity, RNA polymerase II-specific. The coding region runs from base 1 to 1518 and encodes 505 amino acids.